UGUCAGUUCCUGUUUGUUUCACGCUGUUGGUUUAACUGUCCGCUUGUUUCGUGGAAUAAGCUGUUUCGGUACGUGCCGCCGCGCGCAAACCUGACAACUGCCUCCGACAUCCUGUCAGCUCAGAAACGGAGUGCGUGUCUCCUGCUGUUGCGACAUCAACAUUACCAUCUGCAGAUGAAGUGGGUGUAAACAUUCUCCCAAAGUGAGCUCUCAGACUCUUUCUUGCUCAGUAAGGAAGUUGACUUCUCUCAGUUCGAGCGGUGCAGGACGCAAAGGUGAAGGGGCGUAGCUGAAAUAAAACCUGCCUCCAGGUGGAAGAAGAAUGAGCAGCCCAAAGGCAAACGGCGAGAGCAGCACACAGAUUUCUAAAAAGGCCAAAAUGAGUGGAGACACCUCGACCCAGUACCUGGACGGCAUUCCUCCAGACACACUUAGUAAGGUGCAGAAGUAUCUCGAGGGUUUCAUUCUGACUCCGGAGAGGCUGAUGGAGGUUUCUGCUCGGCUGAAGAGGGAUCUGAACCGAGGUUUGGGGAAACACAGUCAUCACAGGGCGCCCGUUAAGAUGCUGCCCACCUUCGUCAGGGCCACACCAGACGGGACGGAGAAAGGCGACUUCCUGGCGUUGGAUCUGGGAGGAACAAACUUCCGGGUGCUUCAUGUCCGAGUGAUGGAAGAGGAGCAGAGAGUGCUGAAGAUGGACAGUAAGAUCUGUCCCAUCCCACAGGAAAUCAUGCUGGGAACCGGAGAUCAGCUGUUCGACCACAUCGCUGCUUGUCUCAGCGAAUUCCUCGACUCUCAGAACCUGAAGGAACAAACUCUUCCUCUCGGCUUCACCUUCUCUUUCCCCUGCGAACAGAAAGAAAUCGACAAGAGCAUCCUGAUCCGCUGGACCAAAGGCUUCAACUGCUCCGGAGUGGAGGGACAAGACGUGGUGAAGCUACUGAAAGAAGCCAUUCACAGGAGAGGGGACUAUGAUAUUGGCUCCGUUGCCAUGGUGAACGACACCGUUGGCACGAUGAUGAGCUGCGGCUACAGGGACCAGAGCUGUGAGAUCGGCAUGAUCAUCGGUACGGGAACCAACGCCUGCUACAUGGAGGAGAUGAAGAACGUGAAGCGUGUGGAGGGCGAGGACGGACGGAUGUGCAUCAACACAGAGUGGGGCGGCUUCGGAGACGACGGCUCCCUGAAACACAUCCAGACGGAGUUUGACGUAGAAGUGGACAAGACAUCCAUCAACCCUGGCGUCCACACGUUUGAGAAGAUGAUCAGCGGCAUGUAUCUGGGAGAAAUCGUGCGGCUGCUGCUGGUGAAGCUGACGGGGGACAAGCUGCUGUUUAAGGGACAAGCGUCGGAGGCGCUGCUGACGCCGGGGAGUUUCGAGACGAAAUUCAUCUCUGAGAUCGAGGAGCAGGACCGCGGUCUGGAAAACGCCGAGAAGAUUCUGACCCAGUUGGGUUUGAAUUGGGAUUCAGUCGACAUCCGCGUGGUGCAUCUGGUCUGUGACACAAUCUCCUCACGCUCCGCCCGCCUCUGCGCCGCUGCCCUGGCGACCAUCGCCAACCGUAUCCGUGCCAACCGCGGGCAGAGCCACCUGAAGACCACCGUAGGGGUCGAUGGGACGGUCUACAGGAAACACCCCAAUUUCAGCGCGGAGCUCCAGAUGUGGGUGCGCCGCCUCGCCCCCGAAUGUGACAUCACCUUCCUCGUCUCGGAGGACGGCAGCGGGAAGGGUGCCGCCAUGGUAACGGCCGUGGCUCAGCGGCUGGCUCUCCAGUCGCGGCUGCUGGAGGACAGCGACGGUGAGGACGAGGAGGAGGAGGAGGACGACGAAGAUUAAUAAAAGUAGCGAGAGGACGCAGAAUGUUACGCAAAAAACUUUUAGCUCAGAGCAGAUGGAUGUUGAGCCUCCAGACGAGGAGUUUGAAAUCUUUUUAAAGUGUUUCACCGUGUUUGGUUGGUGACCCAUCAGAUUCUGUGACCUGCACUGAUGUUCUUCCUCCAACCACGACCACCUCGCUCCUCACGCCUAAACCCGACCAACGCCGCAGGUCACAGAAACUGACGGGUCACCAAAUACAGUGAAUCACUGGCAACAUUUACACACAGCAAAGUUUGUGAGUAUUAUGUAAAGUUUUGAGUCAAAGUUCAGUUCGUUUUCUUUUACAAACUAUAAACUCAUGAUUUGGGUUUAGAAACAAUAGGCCAGUGAAAGAUGCCGCCGUGACCUCUGGGAAAUGCAGUGCACACACACACACCGCACCAAACAGAUAAAUAUAAAAAGAAAAUGAUUUAAUUUGCAGAUUAUGUGUCAGAUUUUAUAACUCAACUAAAACCAGGACUCACACUUUUUAUUUCUGAGUCUUGCAGGUAAAACAUGAGACUCAUGUAGCUGUUAUUUCAGUUUUAUUCACGGCAGGUGCGCUUGAUUGUUCUAUAACUGCGGUAACCGGGCGGAGACAUGAAUAAUAUUUCUCAUUGGAGGCUUUGUUGAAGAGAGAAACAAAAAGUGAUAAAGUUGUUUAGUUUUAUAUUCAUUUAUUUUGGUAUUUUAUGCCUGUUCAGCACUUUGGUCAACUGUGGUUGUUUUAAAGGUGCCAUAAAAAUAAAUUUUAACUUGACUUGACUUGACUAGUGUGUCGGCCUUUAAGAACUAAAUAUAUGUGACGGGAUCGACUGUGAAUGUCCUGAGUCGGGGACAGAGAAAGCAAAACCGACCACCUUUAUCCUACAAGCUCUCAGAGGUUCAGUUCAUGGAAAAACACCAGAAAUGUUAGCAUGCUAAUGUUAGCAAGCAGUUGAGGCUAAGUUGAGCUGAUAAGCUGUGUCUGAAAUGUCCUAAAACAGCCACCGUACAGAGGAUACAGCUGCUGUAACAACAUGGCCUCUCCUCUGGCGCCACCCUCAGGACAAACUUUACAUUUCUUGCCCCUGUAGUGGUCAAGAAGAAACAGGUUUUGUUUUCUGUGGUGUGAUGAACAAAACAAACCAACAUUGACUGAUGUGUUGAUGCUUCUCUGCAGUUUUAAUUACAGUUUUCUGCUUUUUUCUAAGAGCUUUGUCCAUUUAAAUGAUCUUAAAACUCUUCCUGUUAUAUAAGAUAAGAAAUGAAUCAGAGAUGAAGAGCAGAUGACCGACUGGAAACACUUUUAUUACUUGAAAUCAAAUCAAAACCCUAAAAUAGUUUUCUUAAAGGUGCAAUAUGUAAGAAUCAGAAAUUUCUUCUCAUUAAUGACACCGGUGGCUGUUAAGUGAGCUGCAGUCAGCUUCCUGUUCGCACUCAGUGUGGCUAACAUUCGCCAGCUAAAACCACAGUAAUGUUAGCUUACCUGUCCAAGAGGAAGAAAGCCAGCUUUGGGACAGACAUUAGCAGACUCCAUUUCUAAGCUAACGUUAGCUAGUGUUGCACCCUGUAGGUGCUGUAGGGGGACGGGAGCGUCCUGAACAUCACUUCCUUUGGAUUUUCCCGGCAAAACCGUCCACAGGCUGUUAUAGGCAACCGAGAAAGUCGGGGAAGGUCUCAUUUUAUUAUUUCUUCGCACUCUGUUGAUAAUUUUAGUUCAUUUUUUUUAAUGUUUUAAACUAAAAUUCUUACAUAUUGCACCUUUAAGGUGCCAAAAAUCUCUCUGCUGUUUCUCUUUCUAAUGAGAAAUGAAGGGAAACGUCCAGUGUUUCUAACAUAAGGUGGUAUGAGUUGGUUGUCAGUAGUGUCAUCAAUAUUUUUAUGAGAUUUUAUGAGAGAUUAGAGUCAAGUAGAGUAACAGAAGAAGAGCUGAAUCUCUCAUUUCAAUGUGAUUUAUUUUCAUUGAUUUGUUCACAUUCCAAUCUUACUGCACAUAAUGAAUAUUUAAGCCACAACACAACAUACAAGUAAGUUAUGAAAUAAAUUAAUAAAGUACCGAGUCCAGGAGGAGUCCACGGAG
Molecule: messenger RNA, 3920 nt
Organism: Thunnus maccoyii (southern bluefin tuna)
Lineage: Eukaryota; Metazoa; Chordata; Actinopteri; Scombriformes; Scombridae
Product: hexokinase-2-like
Exons: 12
Coding region: 323-1837 (504 amino acids)
Biological process (GO): glucose 6-phosphate metabolic process; intracellular glucose homeostasis; glycolytic process
Cellular component (GO): cytosol; mitochondrion
Molecular function (GO): D-glucose binding; ATP binding; glucokinase activity
Source: RefSeq, a predicted model, not a curated record